AUGAACAACAAGCAGCCUAAAAAUGUUUUAGUAAUUGCAAAAGUCAUUGAUUGUGACCUGGAAAACUAUCCCAUUGCAAUUGAUACAGUGCCUAAAGACAAAGAGUACGAUUUACUUGUUUAUGUUGAUUAUAGAUUUAAUCUGGAUAUGAUAUAUCCGUAUUCAAUUGCAAAUGCAGAAAUAUGGUACGAACGAGGGGAUACUGUGGACUGUGGCGUCAUGGAAAGGGCAUUUGAACACUAUAGGACGUGUGAAAUUCGAGAAGGAAAAUGA
Molecule: messenger RNA, 273 nt
Organism: Enterospora canceri
Lineage: Eukaryota; Fungi; Microsporidia; Enterocytozoonidae
Source: the annotation of a GenBank genome assembly